This is a messenger RNA of Sander lucioperca (pikeperch), 662 nucleotides long. RefSeq names its product gamma-crystallin M2-like. Gene Ontology annotation, molecular function: structural constituent of eye lens. The coding region runs from base 53 to 607 and encodes 184 amino acids. Gene Ontology annotation, biological process: lens development in camera-type eye; visual perception. The transcript is spliced from 3 exons. The record is from RefSeq and is a predicted model, not a curated record. Lineage: Eukaryota; Metazoa; Chordata; Actinopteri; Perciformes; Percidae.
GUUAAACCAGGUAGGGAGGCAGUUCAGGAGCAACAGCACAUCUACAGCCAACAUGACCAACACCAACAUGAACAUGAGGGGCAAGAUCAUCUUCUACGAGGAGAGGAACUUCCAGGGCCGCCACUAUGAGUGCAUGAGCGACUGCUCUGACAUGUCCUCCUACAUGAGCAGGUGCCACUCCUGCAGGGUGGAGAGCGGCUGCUUCAUGGUCUACGACCGUCCCAACUACAUGGGAAACCAGUACUUCAUGAGGAGGGGCGAGUACGCUGACUACAUGAGCAUGAUGGGAAUGAGAGACUGCAUCAGGUCUUGCCGUAUGAUCCCCAUGCACAGAGGUCAGUUCAGGAUGAAGAUCUAUGAGAGGGAGAACUUUGGUGGUCAGAGUUACGAGAUGAUGGACGACUGUGACAACAUCAUGGACCGUUACCGUAUGAACGACUGCCAGUCCUGCAACGUGAUGGACGGCCACUGGCUGAUGUACGAGCAGCCCAACUACAGAGGCAGGAUGAUGUACAUGAGGCCCGGAGAGUACAGGAGCUUCAGGGACAUGGGCAUGAGUGGCAUGAGGUGGAUGAGCAUGAGGCGUAUCAUGGACUCUGGCUACUAAAUGUUCACUGAAUGUGUUAAAUACCAUUGAAUAAAUAAUGUCUGCACUAUUUCAA